AUGUGCUAAUUAGCAAAUGCUGCGCACCUCUGGUCAACCAUAAUAUUGCAAACAUAAAAUAUACUAACUGCAAGCCACUGAAUCAAACAGAAUACGGCCUGAUCACCAUUUUCUUCUCUCCAAAGCUCAAAAAAUGGAGAAAAACACAAUCCAGCCACUAAUCGCAGUAAUCAUAUGCUCAUUCAUUGCAAUUCGAGCUUACAAGAGAAAAUCUCUCAACUUAUCCGGCGCUCUCGCCGGCUUUUUUGUUAUGUCCAUUCAUUUCGCCGUCAGUUACAGGUUCGGAGGUAUGAUUCUUGCAUUCUUUCUCACAUCAUCCAAACUUACAAAGGUUGGAGAAGAAAGGAAGAGACGAAUCGACGCUGAUUUCAAAGAAGGCGGUCAGAGAAAUUGGAUACAGGUGUUGUUCAACGGUGGAAUAGCUACGGUUUUGGCUUUGGUAAUUUGGAAAUUGAGUGGAGGGCAAGAGAAUUGUUUGGAUUCCAAAGAAUCGAGAGUGAUUACAGCUCUAAUUGGUGGUAUUAUUGGUCAUUAUUCUUGCGCUAAUGGAGAUACUUGGUCUUCAGAACUUGGGGUGCUUAGUGAUGCUACUCCCAGAUUGAUCACGACCUUUAAGCCUGUUCGGAGGGGUACAAAUGGUGGCGUAACAGUAGCAGGACUUGCAGCUGCAGCAGCAGCAGGAGGUGUAAUUGGACUAACAUACAUUCUUGUCGGAUUUUUUACAACCAGAUGUGAAUAUGGUGUAGCACUAAAGCAGCUACUGGUUGUUCCCGUAUCAGUCGUGGCAGGAGUAUGCGGAAGUCUCAUAGAUUCUUUAUUGGGAGCUACAUUACAGUUCAGCGGAUUCUGCAGUGUUCGUAAUAAAGUGGUUGGAAAACCUGGACCAACAGUGAAGAAAAUCUCAGGGCUGAGUAUUCUUGACAACAAUGGUGUGAAUCUUGUUUCAGUACUAUUGACUUCGUUGCUAACUUCAGUUGCUUGUGUGUACAUUUUUUAAACCAAUCUUUGGUUUGUAAUUUGAAAUAGCAGACCUGACAUUGUGCUUUUGCAAAUGAUCAAUUCAAUUGUGUAACAAUUGUAAGGAGAAA
Messenger RNA from Mercurialis annua (annual mercury), 1088 nucleotides. Its product is annotated as protein PGR. NCBI's taxonomy places the organism in Eukaryota, Viridiplantae, Streptophyta, Magnoliopsida, Malpighiales, Euphorbiaceae. The record is from RefSeq and is a predicted model, not a curated record. Gene Ontology annotation, cellular component: membrane. The transcript is spliced from 5 exons. Bases 134 to 997 code for a protein of 287 amino acids.